Molecule: messenger RNA, 1636 nt
Organism: Serinus canaria (Common canary)
Lineage: Eukaryota; Metazoa; Chordata; Aves; Passeriformes; Fringillidae
Gene: CHTF8
Product: chromosome transmission fidelity factor 8
Exons: 3
Coding region: 222-728 (168 amino acids)
Biological process (GO): mitotic sister chromatid cohesion
Cellular component (GO): Ctf18 RFC-like complex
Source: RefSeq, a predicted model, not a curated record
GCGGGAUCCAGGCCCAGGGAUCUGGCGGAGGCUGCAGGGCCCGUAGGGGGGUCUGGGCCAGGGGAGCGGUUUCUGGGCCCUGGGGUCUCUGUGGCCCGGGGACGGGAUGGGCCUGGGCGGGUCAGGGCUCUGGGCAUGGGGGCCGGGGGUGCUGGGGCAGGACCUGGGGGUCAGUAGGACCUGGGCUUGGGGAUCUGUGGGGACCGGGGGGGCUGGAGGGGAUGGAUCUCAGGAUCUGUAGGGUCUGUGCGUGGGGGCCUGGGGGUGGAAGUUCAUCCUGGGGUCCCCAGAGGGGAAGGGCCAGGGGCUCCUGCUCCCCUCCCCACUUCCCCUGUCCUGACUGUGUCUCUGCAGCCCCUGGCAGGCCCGGCAUGGUGCAGAUCGUCGUCUCCAGCGGUGGCACAGGGACCCUGGCACAGUGGGUGCUGGUGGAGCUGCAGGGCGAGGUGGAGCCCCGGCAGAGCGGGGACCUGGCCGGGAGCCUGCUGGGAGACCUGCACUACACCUGUGAGGGCAUCCCUGUGCUCAUCGUGGGUCACCACAUCCUCUACGGGAAGGUGGUGCAGCUGGAGAAGCCGUUUGCUGUGCUGGUGAAGCAGGGAGGAGCUUCCCAGCCCAGCCCCGUGGGGCCCCAUGGCCACUACACCGUUACUGCCCUCAUCAAAACCAAACUGCUCUUCAAAACCCGCCCCAAGCCCAUCAUCACCCACGUGCCCAAGAAGGUCUGAGGGGAAGGAUGUGGGCUACGAACUGUGAUCUGCUGCUGGAAAAAGCAGCAGGGACUUGGGGAGAUCCAGGACGUCAUCCCUGACCUGCACAGGUGACACUGACGCUGCUGGGUCCUGUGUCUGGGCACUUCCUGGCUCACUUGUCCCCCCAAAAAUGACUCUUUUCAGAGACCAACCAAGCUUUUGGCCACAGACCCUGUGGAUCACCACAGGGCAAUGGUUCCUGGUAGGUAAGGACUUCCUGUGAGCCUGGGAAGGAGUCUCCCACCCAGGGGCUGCCCACAGUGUCCAGCAGGUCCCGGGGAUCCACGGAGGUGCCAGUGUGGAGAUGUCUCUCUCUACCCCCUCCCUGCAGCUGUAGGGACACCACUGCCACCCAGGGACUCAGGACUAACCUCCCUCAAGUUGGGCAGGGGGUUCGGGAACCCUCCCCAAAACACACCAUGUGUCCUCACUUCAAGUCUUUAUUUCCACAACUCCGUCAGGAUAUAAAAACCAGCCUUUUCCACCUGAAAUAUGGGAAAAAAUUCCCCUGGCAGGUUCAAAAAUAAAUAGAUUUACAAACCAUCUGCGACAAUACCAAAGAGCUACAAAAGUCUUCUAAAAAACCUUGUAUUAAAUUAAACAAAAAACAGCUAAAAGCUCCGUCAUAGAAAGGGGUUUUUAUCCAAGUCCUGAAAAAAGGACUCACAGGUGAAUUCCCUGGGGAGGGGAAAGUUGGGAAGCACCUUGCCUAAAUCCCUAUCUCCCCACUGUUGGGAAGGUUGCAGGGUGGGAACGAUGGGGCCGAGGGUUAGCCAGAGCAUGACAUGGCCCCAAAGGGUCUCCAGCAACGCCCCGGCUGGCACACAGCCCCGCAGUUUUCCCGGUCUCUCCAUGCCAGGAUCCGCCCCUUGGCUCUUUGGCAA